AUGUUUUUAGGAGAAAUUAAAGAAAUCUUAGAUGUCAUUGAACCAACACAAUUCAAAAAAAUUGAAGAGCCCCUUUUUAAGCAGAUAUCCAAGUGUGUAUCCAGUUCUCAUUUUCAGGUUGCAGAAAGGGCACUAUACUUCUGGAACAAUGAAUAUAUUCUUAGUUUGAUUGAGGAGAAUAUUGAUAAAAUUCUGCCCAUUAUGUUUGGCAGUUUGUACAAAAUCUCCAAAGAACACUGGAAUCUGACCAUUGUAGCGCUGGUGUACAAUGUGCUGAAAACCCUCAUGGAGAUGAACGGCAAGCUUUUCGAUGACCUUACUAGCUCAUACAAAGCUGAAAGACAAAGGGAGAAAAAGAAGGAAUUGGAACGAGAAGAAUUAUGGAAAAAAUUAGAAAAGCUAAAACUAAAGAAAGCUCUAGAAAAGCAGAACAGUGCUUACAACAUGCACAGUAUUCUCAGCAAUACAAAUGAUGAAUAA
Rangifer tarandus platyrhynchus (Svalbard reindeer) is the source of this 480-nucleotide messenger RNA. The record is from the annotation of a GenBank genome assembly. Lineage: Eukaryota; Metazoa; Chordata; Mammalia; Artiodactyla; Cervidae.